Messenger RNA from Dreissena polymorpha, 4105 nucleotides. Its product is annotated as desmoplakin-like. Gene Ontology annotation, biological process: wound healing; intermediate filament cytoskeleton organization. The record is from RefSeq and is a predicted model, not a curated record. The transcript is spliced from 19 exons. Gene Ontology annotation, cellular component: cytoplasm; cytoskeleton; intermediate filament. The coding region runs from base 353 to 2944 and encodes 863 amino acids. Gene Ontology annotation, molecular function: structural molecule activity; protein binding. Lineage: Eukaryota; Metazoa; Mollusca; Bivalvia; Myida; Dreissenidae.
CUAACGAUCUGUAGUAUAAGCGAAAUUAUUUAUGCAAAAGCAAUAUACAGGUAAUAAAGAGUUGUGGUUUACCGCCCAUUCAAACCUGCCUACGAACGUGUUAAAUGUUUACAACUGUAGACCUUGAAUGUCGGCGGAUGAGUGACUGCAUAUUGGGCAUUAAAUAACGACUGGAAAUAUUAGAUUAUUGAUAAAGAUGUUAUAAAAUAUUAUGCCGAAAGCUAGUUACUUGAUUGCAUUGGUUAUUCGGAGCUAGACACCGUGAAAACCGGAAGUUGUGUUUGUCACAAAGUUGUCUGUGUAAGUUAAUGUAAAAUAGUGAUUGGUAGUGUUUAAGUACCGAUCGGUUACUAUGACGACGACGGUGAUAAUAUUGUGGGUGCACUUUCGGGACUUUUGGGACUGGUUUCUGGAUGGAGUGGAGCGAAAACACCAGAAGAGAAUGGCGGAAAUGGAGGUUGAGAAGUGCCUGGAUUGGAUACUGGAACAGAAAGCAAGUCUUGAAUGCUCUGGUCUCGGUGGUAACAGGUCGGCGGUUGGGGAGGCACAGGGCAUGCUCAGUGAACGCCGGAAGAAACUGGUGGAGUACCGGGCCACACUGGACAAGAUGAACAAGAAGCAUGCCCUGACGGACGCUGAGAUCAGUGCGAUGUACGACAGCUACCAGUCUGUGCAGAGAAUAGCUGACAAACGAUCUGAGUGUAUUCAAGUUAUGGGCUCUAUUGCUGCACUAGAAGAACAAAUUCAGAGUCUCAGCACGGAAGUGGAUCUCAAGGCGGUCCAUCUGGUGAAUAUGAAUCUAAACAACCGGAAGUCGCCAUCGAACGGGGGUCUUACGAACGAGGGCAUGGCGCUCUCCACACAGAACUGCAUUUCCGGUGUUCGCCGCACGUGGCAGUGGGUGGACGAGAUGAUGCAGUGCGCGCACGUGCACCUGGCGAACGCGUCGGCGUAUCACGAGUUUUUCCUUGAGGUGGAGGAGGUGGAUUAUUGGCUACAGGCCACCAUGUCCACGAUGCACCUGUCUUUCGCGCGCAACAGGCUCGCCGGAAAUAGAUCCAACCUUGACGAGAUCAGCGAGGAAAUGAAGGACACGAUGCUGGCCUAUUUACGAUGGCAGAGCAAGGUUGACACGCUGUUCACGCGUGCACGAGAUAUCGUACCUGUUCACAAGAGGACCACCGCCCUCACUAAUCCAUGUCCGGUACUGGCUCUGGCUACAUACAGCACACAGCAAAUCCAGUUCACCGAAGGAGAGACACUGACGCUCCUCGACAAUUCGGACCGCUCCCGCUGGCGCGUACGCAACUCACGUGACCAGGAGGACGUAGUUCCCGCCGCCAUUGUGCUCAUCAACGGUCCGUCAGGGGAGGCAAUCGAUGCUGCUGUUAGACUGCGCCUGCAGCUGCUUGGACUGUGGACGACCAGCAUCAAGCGUCUCGGUUACCAAAUGAUCGCUUUCAUGCAGCUCGUGUUCAAGGACUGGAAUCAAGAUGAGAUCAAGGCCAUCCAGAAGAUGCCGCGUGCCAGUCGCGAGGAGCUGCUCCGUAUCCUGGCAACUAUCGACACAACGCUGCAGAAGAACUGGCGGGGCUACCCUGGCUUUGAGGAUCUGCAGGAGAAGAUGUCGCGCCUUAGGACCAUACUGGAGGAGGCUCCGGAGUCCGCAGAGAAAAGUUCGAGCACAUCCGGUGAGGUGGUAAUUCAAGUGCGCAUGCUCGAAAAUCUCUUGUCCAGCUAUCAGGAGUUCUGGACUUAUUGGGAGACGUACAAAGUAGUGGCAGAGCUGCUGAGACAACCAAAGUACAUCCUCGUCUGCGACAACUGGCAGCAGCUCAAAUACACAACCACCGCACACUACGUCAGGUUCUGGGACACGAAUCUACAGCUGCCUCAGGGUGACGGAAAAACGUACAAGGCGGAGGCGGCGCUUAUUCUACAGGAGGUGCCCCGGGAACGGAAGCGGGACGAACCGGAUGGCGAGGACGAGGUUAAAGAGGAGAUACUGGAAACACUGGAGAGAAGUCUGGAAGCCGCUCCGGUUGCUGUUGCCACACUGAACGGAGAGGACGAGGAAUGGUCUUCCACGACGGAAAUUACGGAGACGAAGCGGCGCCAAGAGGUGAACGCGGACGAGGUGAUGCAAUCGACGGAGGAAGUGCGUCACACGUACGUCAUCAAGUCCGUGUACGACCCGCGCACGCAAGACGAUAUCUCACUAACCGAGGCAGUGUUAGCGGGCAUCAUUGACCAGGCCGCUGGUCGCUACGUGAAUAUCCUGACAGGCAAGAGCGUCUCGUUCCAAGAGGCGAUGGCUCAAGGUGACAUAACCGUGGAGUUCAAAUCGCAGAAGAAGAUCAAAGAGGAGCGCUCCUCGUACGGCAUCAUCACCAUCAAGACCAGCAAGGAGACACGUCCCUACACCAUCACCAGCGUCCUUGACAUGCGCACCGAGCAGGAGAUGAAGCCCGAGGAGGCCUACGACCGUGGUAUUCUGAGCAGCACGGCUCCCAUGUACCGCACGGACACGGGCGAGGAGAUCACGAUACUGGACGCCAUCCAGUCGGGUCUUGUCCGGGCCAACUUCCACGGAAAGGAAGCCGACGACGACGAAGAGGAGACGAAGACGUACGCCGUCAAUGGCGUCAUCAACCAACGCACGAAAGAAAAAGUCUCGUUUCACGAAGCGCUGACUAGCGGGAUCCUGAACGCAACGGAAGGCGUCUACAUCAAUAACGAGACGUACGAGCGUGUUCCUAUCAUGGAGGCGAUAAUGAAGGGACUUAUUAAGGCGAAGAUUAUUACUGACACCUCCAAGUUGAAUAUUGAUCCGACUAAUAAGAUUGUAGUGCAGAGACUAAACACGGUCAAAGAGAAGAUCAUUAAAGCCGUAAGAGUGACGCGGGCUUUUAAAACAAAAGAGUCAGGGGCAAAUGGAAAAUAGUUUUGCUUUCGCUUAAAAGUUCAGUGCCAAGUCUUCACGUUUUACAUUCCUCUGCGUUUUCUGUACACAACCCCCUUUGCAACGAAGUAUAGGGACAUUACUUGAUUCACCAUGAACGUCAGUUUAUCUGUUCGUACCGUACACACUUGUCCAAGGGCGUAAUCCCUCACUUUUCAACUUUCAAUAUUAAAACUUACAUGCAUUGUUUCUUACGAUAUUAAGUAGUGCGUGUGAAAUUUGUAUUGUCCUUAUUGAUAAAUUGCUUAUAUUGUUUCCUAAUAAACUAAGAAUUCCUUUAAAACGAUCUUAAAAAUUUAAUAUCCUUAUUCAUUAAUUGCUUAUAUUGUUACCUUUUUAAACUAAGAAUUACUUUUAAACGAUCUAAACAACUUAAUUUAGUCAGGAUUAUUCGUCACUGGUGUUGCAUGCUCAGACAUAAUAAUCGAUUCAAUUUUAUAUGACCAACAUAGCAGCCCUGGACGGUAUUGUUCCUGCAAACGAUUUGGGCGUGUAAGAAACACAUUUAAUGAUAUAAAGCAGUUUUUAAUAAAAAUAGUUAUUUUAAUAUGUUAAUUUAUAUGUGUACGAGCUAUUGGGCUUCUCAUGUUGAUUUUCUUUCGAAUUUUCGAAUUACAUCGUGAUUUGAAACCGGGAUGCUAUGUGUAGAAUAUGCGAAUACUGUAUAAUGGAACGCAUUGAAUCCUAAAUGAUCAUGGCAUAUCGUCAAUAUUUUUUAAUAAAUACCACUACCCGUUACACGUUAUGCUGCUUUCAUGUUUAAACAUUUUAUACGAAGAGUAUGCUUAUGUACUUUACUAAGCAUAGUUGCAUGUCUAUAUACUUUGUAACAAUGCUCUUAUAGUUAUUAAAUACAGUUUAUAUUUUGAAAAAAAGUUUCGUUGUCGUAUGUAUAAACUACUUCAUGCCCUGCGACUUGCAUCUAUAGUUUGUCACCUUAAGUCGUUUUUUAUUUUAUUUGCAAGCGUGACACGCUAACAGUUUUCUCUUGAAAGUAGACCACAAAAACUCACCCUGAAAUGGAGUAUCGAAUUUUUAAAUACAUGUUUAUCGUUUUUCGCAGAAAAUGUCAUAUGGUUAAGUUUAAUUCGACAAAAAAACUGAUUAAGGUAAUUGUUGUUAAUAAAAAAAAACAACACAGAU